AUGGCGUCAAGAGGGUCGGGUUCAUCGACCCGUAGGGCUACCCCUAAUGCCAUAGAGGCGGGCUGGAUCGCGAGGACAGGGGGGGGGGUAACCCGCUUCUCCCGCUCCAAGUCUAAAGGAAAGGGGAAGAAGGAUGCUUCGCCACCGCCGCAGGCUCAAGCGGAGGAGCCCUUUGUCGAUGAUGAUGUUGAGGCGGACCUGUCUUCCGUCAGGAACGUCUCCGCAGGCUCGGAUCCGUCGGCCAGGGCGUCGAAGAGUGUUGUUUCCGGCGGUGGUGCUUGUCGGCAGUCGACGGGGGCUGCCCCGCAGGGUUCGUCUUCGCAGACGGUACCUGCCCCGUCCACACGUCGCCAGUCCGCGCCCCCCGUUACCGGUGCUGGUAGCGGGAGCGGCGGCGGCAGCAGCAGUGAGCACCUCACGCAGGACUUCUGGUACGUUUGGCGAGAUCACACCCUCGCGCCCUGCUGCUGCCUCCGGCUUCGGUUCUGGUGCUGCCCCCGUCGCUGCUGA
Ectocarpus siliculosus is the source of this 510-nucleotide messenger RNA. The record is from the annotation of a GenBank genome assembly. Lineage: Eukaryota; Phaeophyceae; Ectocarpales; Ectocarpaceae.